Messenger RNA from Polyodon spathula (Mississippi paddlefish), 1700 nucleotides. Its product is annotated as F-box only protein 44-like. Gene Ontology annotation, molecular function: protein binding; ubiquitin protein ligase activity. Gene Ontology annotation, cellular component: cytoplasm; SCF ubiquitin ligase complex. The transcript is spliced from 7 exons. The record is from RefSeq and is a predicted model, not a curated record. NCBI's taxonomy places the organism in Eukaryota, Metazoa, Chordata, Actinopteri, Acipenseriformes, Polyodontidae. Gene Ontology annotation, biological process: glycoprotein catabolic process; SCF-dependent proteasomal ubiquitin-dependent protein catabolic process. Bases 123 to 953 code for a protein of 276 amino acids.
CUAACAGAAAGUGAAAUCGCGCAAACCACGUGAGCUUCUUUUUCGGUGUGGAGCGACGCUGCAGCUCGCAGUGAAAUUGUCAAGCCGAUCCUUCCGUGUCCAGUCUACGGGUUCAAACUGGAAUGGGCCAAUCACAGGCGAAGAAGGAAAGCUACGCAGGGAAGCCGGAAGGAACGCCUGACAGUAUGCAGUCCCUGUUCAGUGAAGUGUCUGUGUUUCUGCUUGAGGAGAUCCUGGUGCAAGUGCCAGCCUUGGACCUGGUCCAUCGCUGCCGGCUGGUGAGCUCGCUGUGGCGUGACGUGGUGGACAGCGCCUCCCUGUGGAAGAGGAAGUGCGAGAGGGAGGGGCUACGGCCAAGAGAGCCCGCCUCCUCCCCAGCAGACUGGAGAAUCUUCUACUUCCUGAGCCAGUGGAGGAGGAACCUGCUGAGAAACCCGCGAGCCGAGGAGGGUUUUAACAACUGGAUAUUGUGCUCAAACGGAGGCGACAAGUGGAAAAUUGAACCCAUUGACCUGCAGCAUGCCCUCCCUGAUGAAACCGUCCAGAAGUACUUUGUCACAUCGUACUCUACCUGCAUGAAGUCCCAGAUCAUUGAUCUGCGGAAGGAAGGCUACUCAGACCACAUUCUUAAUGAGAUCCAGCCCGACAUCGUCUGCAGCGACUGGUACGCUCCACGCUGGGACUGUGGCUCGAAGUACGAGGUCUGCAUCCAGCUGCUCUCUGCAAAACAGAAAGUGAUCCAGCAAUUCAAACCUGAGCCUGUCAUCUUCCCGCAGUGGAACGACAUGGAGUGGAAGCAGAUGACACACGUGUUCAGUGGCUAUGGGCGUGGGGCGCGCUUCGUGAAGUUCAGCCAUGGAGGCAGCGACACACAGUUCUGGGCGGGCUGGUAUGGGAUCCGGGUCACAAACAGCAGCGUGGUGGUGGAGGCUGAGCGCAGAAUGAGACAGUGAGGGGACAGCCUCCCUGCAGAGGCACCUGGCCGGACAAACACAGCAAGAAGUGACACCUGAUUGCACCUGUCGACUGCACAAGAAAAACAAUCGGCUACUAGUCCCGUAAUACAGGACUCCCCUUCCUUAAACUGGCCACAGCCAUCAUUCCAGCACAGUUUGAUAGGAAUGUUCCAGGAUCACGGGAAUCCCGACUGCACAGACAGGGUACAAAGGAUUCAUCAGUCAGCUGUACCUGGUCCCUUGGGGUUACCAGCUUGCUGUCUAGUGAGUCUCUUGUUCAGCUUCCCUGCAAGGUGCUUUAGACUUUGCUGGCUCUUCAUUGGGUUUCACCAUGAAUAGGAUAUGAGAGUGGACAGUGAAAGUAAGGCAAUGCACAGGCGGCAGCUCGCUGAAGCAACGCUACAAACCUUGGUGCAGCACAGGGAGUGCCUAGAAUAAGCACAGGAAACUGAACGAUCCAGGCAUUUUUACUCUGAGUAAAGCAGCUAGUAUCCCAGCAUUCCUGGGUUCAUUGGCCAGUCAUCCAGUCAGGAGCCUCAGAGUGGUUUUGUUUUUCUCGCUAUGGUCACCAUCCCAAAGAAGCCAUCUUUUUAAAGUAAUAUCGGAACAGGAAGUGACCUCACUCCGAUCACAUUGAAGACAGCAGAAACGUUUGCCAUUGAAUGAAUUUUCUUGUAGUGUUUGUAUUAUCCGUCUGUCAUCAUGAGUAUGUGUUCUAUGUAUACAAAUUAAAAUAUAUAAUGC